CUUCUUCCUUGCUUUGCACAGGGCUCUCCUGGUGAACAAGGUCCUUCUGGUGCUUCUGGUCCCGCCGGUCCAAGAGGUCCUCCCGGCUCCGCUGGUGCUGCCGGCAAAGAUGGUCUCAACGGGCUGCCCGGCCCCAUCGGCCCCCCCCGGCCCCCGCGGUCGCACCGGCGACGUCGGCCCUGUCGUACGUAUCGGCCCCUCCGGCCCCCCCGGUCCUCCCGGCCCCCCCAGCGGCGGCUUCGACUUCAGCUUCCUGCCCCAGCCGCCCCAGGAGAAGGCCCACGACGGCGGACGCUACUACCGAGCCGACGAUGCCAACGUGAUGCGCGACCGGGACCUGGAGGUUGACACCACCCUCAAGAGCCUGAGCCAACAGAUCGAGAACAUCCGCAGCCCCGAGGGCACCCGCAAAAACCCUGCCCGUACCUGCCGCGACCUGAAGAUGUGCCACGGCGACUGGAAGAGCGGCGAAUACUGGAUCGACCCCAACCAAGGCUGCAACCUGGAUGCCAUCAAGGUCUACUGUAACAUGGAGACGGGCGAGACGUGCGUCUACCCAACCCAGGCCACCAUUGCCCAGAAGAACUGGUACCUCAGCAAGAACCCCAAGGAGAAGAAGCACAUCUGGUUCGGCGAGACGAUGAGCGACGGCUUCCAGUUCGAGUACGGUGGUGAGGGCUCCAACCCAGCCGACGUCGCCAUCCAGCUGACCUUCCUCCGCCUGAUGUCCACCGAGGCCUCCCAGAACAUCACCUACCACUGCAAGAACAGCGUCGCCUACAUGGACCGGGACACCGGCAACCUGAAGAAGGCCCUUCUCCUCCAAGGCGCCAACGAGAUCGAGAUCAGGGCUGAAGGCAACAGCCGCUUCACCUACGGCGUCACCGAGGACGGCUGCACGAGUCACACCGGCGCUUGGGGCAAGACAGUCAUCGAGUACAAGACGACAAAGACCUCUCGCCUGCCUAUCAUCGAUUUGGCUCCCAUGGACGUUGGCGCUCCAGACCAGGAAUUCGGCAUCGACAUCGGCCCCGUCUGCUUCUUGUAAACUGGACGCCCCACGCGUAACAGGAGAGAGUAAUAAUAAUGAUAAUAAUAAUAAAAAAAAAAAAAAAAACAGCCAAAAAAAAAGGAGAAAAUUUCACAUGGACUUGAAUUUGUGUCGGUUUCUAUCCAGCGUCUCUAAAACUAUUUGCGUUUCCAUAAAAGAAAAACCUAAAAAACACCCCCAAAAAAAGCAUUAAACCAAAAAAAAAAUAAAAAUAAAUGACUUUUCAAACAAAA
Molecule: messenger RNA, 1284 nt
Organism: Harpia harpyja (harpy eagle)
Lineage: Eukaryota; Metazoa; Chordata; Aves; Accipitriformes; Accipitridae
Product: collagen alpha-1(I) chain-like
Exons: 6
Coding region: 110-1048 (312 amino acids)
Molecular function (GO): extracellular matrix structural constituent
Source: RefSeq, a predicted model, not a curated record